This is a messenger RNA of Podarcis raffonei (Aeolian wall lizard), 3815 nucleotides long. RefSeq names its product sorting nexin 8 (gene SNX8). Bases 146 to 1483 code for a protein of 445 amino acids. NCBI's taxonomy places the organism in Eukaryota, Metazoa, Chordata, Lepidosauria, Squamata, Lacertidae. The transcript is spliced from 11 exons. Gene Ontology annotation, biological process: retrograde transport, endosome to Golgi. The record is from RefSeq and is a predicted model, not a curated record. Gene Ontology annotation, molecular function: phosphatidylinositol binding.
GAGCCUCUCGCCCGCCCCGGCGCCGCCUCCCCGGCCGAGGGGGAGCGAAGGCGGGCGGGAGGAAGGGGAGGGCGCCAGGAAGGGUCCCGAGGACGCCGCCGCCGCCGCCUCCUCACAUGACUGCCGAGGGGGAGAGAGGCGAGCAAUGGACGAGGAGCCGCCCGCCGCGGGAACGGGGGCAGCCGGAGGGGCCUCAGACUCUGCAAAGCCUCCAAGUGAUCUGAAGGAGCCGGAAGAGUCUCUGAUGCAGACUCCCCAGGGGAACCCGCUGGUGCUUCCCCACACCCUCCCAGAGCUGUUGAGCAAGGACACAGUGCAGGUGGAGCUGAUUCCUGAGAAAAAGGGGCUCUUCCUGAAGCAUGUGGAAUAUGAAGUUUCCAGUAAGCGUUUCAGGUGCUCAGUGUACAGGCGGUACAAUGACUUUGUGGUCUUCCAUGAGAUGCUUCUUCAGAAGUUCCCCUACCGUAUGGUUCCUGCUCUUCCCCCCAAAAGAAUGCUAGGAGCUGACCGAGAAUUUAUCGAGACGAGGCGGCGCGCAUUGAAGCGCUUCAUUAACCUGGUGGCUCGGCAUCCUCCGUUCUCAGAAGAUGUGCUUUUGAAGCUCUUCCUCUCCUUCAGCGGGUCGGAUGUGCAGAACAAGCUGAGGGAGUUGGUCCAGGGUGUGGGAGACGAAUUCAUGACUUGCAAGCUCGCAACUCAGGCCAAGGAUUUCCUGCCAGCUGACAUCCAGGUCCAGUUCGCUGCCAGCAGAGAGCUGAUCCGAAACAUCUACAACAGCUUUUACAAACUGCGGGAUCGAACGGAGAGGAUAGCCUCCCGAGCAGUUGACAAUGCCUCAGACCUCCUUUUGUUUGGGAAGGAACUAAGUGCUCUGGGCUCCGACACAACCCCACUCCCUUCCUGGGCUUCUUUGAACAAUAGCGCUUGGGGAAACCUCAAACAGGCCCUGAAAGGCCUUUCUGUCGAAUUUGCACUACUGGCUGACAAAGCUGUUCAACAGGGUAAACAGGAAGAGAAUGAUGUGGUGGAGAAGCUGAACCUUUUCCUGGACUUGCUCCAGUCCUAUAAAGAUCUUUGCGAGAGGCAUGAGAAGGGAGUUCUGCACAAGCACCAGAGAGCCUUGCAUAAAUAUAGCAUGAUGAAGAGGCAGAUGAUGAGUGCCACAGUGCAGAACAAAGAGCCAGAGUCUGUGGAGCAGCUGGAAUCCCGAAUAGUGGAGCAAGAGAACGCUAUUCUGACUAUGGAGCUGCGGAAUUACUUCUCUCUGUACUGUCUGCACCAAGAGACCCAACUGAUCCACAUUUACCUUCCUCUAACAUCUCACAUCUUGGGGGCUUUUGUCAAUUCACAGAUCCAAGGUCACAAGGAGAUGAGCAAAGUCUGGAAUGAACUGAAGCCGAAGCUGAGCUGCCUUUUCUCCGGAUCAAGCAACUUGUCAGCUCUACCCUUGUCCUCCCAGGAAGUCAACUUCUUUCCUAGUUAAUGCCUUUGGACUGUGGGGCGUGGCAGGGAGCGAAAGGGAGCAGCUUGUGCUCCUGCGCAUACGAAUGUCGAGAAGUCUCCUCCCAUUGGCUACAUUAGUCCUUGUUGUUUCGUUUUGCUGCUUUGAGCUGCUCCAUGAUAUAUGGGCUGCCGGGAAAUGUGACAGUGCCUAGAGCGAGAAUGAGCAAGUUCAAACGGUUGUUAUCUCUGCUUCAUCAGUUUUGCUUGUGCGCACAGCCCCUUCGUGCGACUGAUCAAACACAGCAGUGACUCUUUCACUCACUUGUUUCCCAUUCAUCCGAACCAGGAAGCUGUGGUUAGCAGCUUUGGAAUAAGCCACAAUAGUAAACCAUGGUGUGAUGUUGGCUUAAUGUACUGGCCUGCUCUGAAGCUGUUGACCAUACCGUAGUUUGCCAGUUUGGGUGAAAUGGGAAAAUCACAUUAAUGGAAGACUUCCUGACUCGCUCAAGUAGAAGGAGGCACAAGAAGGCUGUUUGUUCAGCCAAAAGACUUAUUUAGAUCUUGGUAUUAAGCAGAGUUGAGAUUCAGUCUCUCGCCUUUUAUAUUGUUUUUGAAGGACUCUGGGGCGACGAUGAAUUUCUUUGCUCCAAAAGCUUUGGUUUUAUUCUCUGCUAGGAGCCUUCUGUUGCUGAUACACUCUUCAAUUUGAAUAUUUUUGGAGUUUAUUGAUUGGCCCUAGGAAAGCAACUCUUUUGCAAAGUAACUAUCCUCAAAGGAUUCUUGUGAGUUUUUAUUUUAUUUUAUUAAGGGAGGGAUCAGCACUCAGUGGUCACAGCUCCCAGAUCCAGUGCUUGCCAUCUCCCAUUAGAAGGCUCAUGCAGCAGGUGAAGGUUGGGGAGGGUCCUUCUCUGCCUGAGUCUCUAGAGGGCCACUGUCUGCCAGACAAGGCAGGACUGGGCUAGAUGAGCAAUAGUCUGAUCUGGUAUAAGGCAGCUUCCUAUGUGCCUUGCUUUAUAUGUUCCCGAGAAUGCAGGUGGCAAAGGUGAGGGUGAGCAGAAUGCCAUGGGCCAAAUCUGUCCCCAAGUGGGCUGCUACCCAAUCGCCUGCCCAAAGACACAAAGGCUGUGUACACGCUCCUAUUUACUCUGCAACAAGUGUGCUCCUACAAUGUGUUUGGGAAGUGGUGAGCAUGCGACGUGAGCCACAAGCCAUAUCUACGGCCAUCUGCCAUGGAUGCUUUAGUUGAGAUUCUUGCAUUGCAGGGGGUCGGACUAAAGGACCUUUGGGGUUCCCUUCCAACUCUACAAUUCUAUGAUCCGUUCAUUCCUUAUAGAGUACUGCAGUUUGAUGCAUUUCCCUCCAAACCGGCUUCAAUUUGAAUUGAGAAAAGGACAAUCGAGUUGUGUUUUCAGCCGGUAUCAUAUACACAGUCACAAUGUGCAGAAAGGGAGCUGCGCCUGUGGCAUUAGGGCACACCAGCAGUUCACGUUGCCUGUGGCAGUUGAUACCUUUGCCACCUCCCACUUCUUAAAAGUGGUUCUCCAGCAAAACCAACUGCUGGCCAGGGACCAAAGGGACAGUUGAAAUUAGACCUUUUAUAGCAGAAAACUUCUUUUGCAUAUGCUUCUGUUCCAGCGUGGUGUGCUUGCAGUGAUGUACACACGCAAGGAAGCUGUAUCCUUUUCUGGGUAAACAUCCUCUCCAAAAUAUAUCAAAUGCAAAUGGUGAAAACCAUGACAGGAAGAUGUAAUGUGGAAUAUCUCCAUUAAAGGCCGUCUUUAGAAAGCCAUGCAGAAUAUAAGAAUAAUUUGUAUAUCAAAUACACACUUAUUUCCAAAUGGGACUAAUGAAGUCAAAAAAGAAUUUAGCAUUCCACAAAGGAAUGAGGCACAGAUUUCAAAGUUGCUAAACUGAGAUAGUAUCAAAUACUACUCAACCAAGUAUAAUGCCUUAAGGAUGAAUUAAAGAGAAAAUCAACAAUGAAUUGAGCAAGCAAAUAUAUUAACUUCGCACACUUUAGUGUUUGCUAUUUUACUGGCUGGGAGAUUUAUUAGUCUGAUUUAGAGAUAUAGAUAAAUACAUUUUAAUAUAUUCUGAACUGCUUUCUGAUAUGGUCUGUUAAUUCAGAUAUCUUGUGGUUUAUAUUUUUCACUGGUAUGCAUUUCAUAUAUUUUAUCUGUUUGGCUGUGUUUUGUCUCCCACAUUUUCAGUGCUUUAAAAAAAAUUAUCGCACUGCAGUAUGGAAGUAUGCAGCCAUCAGCCGUUUUUCAGAAGCAUGGCAUGGGGAUCACAUUGGAAGCAGCCACAUUAUUUCCAGCUUCAAAAGGUGUGUGAAGCAUUUGCUUCAUUCUUCCCUUUAGAAUUGCAAGAUA